This is a messenger RNA of Gadus morhua (Atlantic cod), 6011 nucleotides long. RefSeq names its product collagen alpha-6(VI) chain. The record is from RefSeq and is a predicted model, not a curated record. The coding region runs from base 214 to 5571 and encodes 1785 amino acids. The transcript is spliced from 37 exons. NCBI's taxonomy places the organism in Eukaryota, Metazoa, Chordata, Actinopteri, Gadiformes, Gadidae. Gene Ontology annotation, molecular function: serine-type endopeptidase inhibitor activity.
UCCCGGCAUAGGAUGACGAGGGAGGUCUGUGGUGUGCCGAGCGUUGUCCGGUGAGCAGCUCCCCCACAGGGCAGUAUCUUCCCAGACCGGCUGGAAGGCGGGAGUGUGGCGCAGACCCCCAUCUCCGGACAUCGACCAGGGACUCCGGGCUCUGAAGGCAACGAGGAGGCACAGACGGCAGAAGAGUGAGAGUCUUGAGAGGGACGUGUGAACAUGACGGAGAUCAGGUGCCCCCUCCUCUCCCUCCUGGUUAUCGUGGCAACCGUGUGUCUCCACGGCUCCGCGGCUCAGUCGAAAGAGUGCACCAAGACGGAGCUGGCAGACAUACUCUUCCUGGUCGACGGCUCCACCAGCAUCGAGGAAAGAAACUUUCAGAGCAUGCUGAAGUUCAUGAAGUCCAUCGUGAACGCGAGUACCGUCGGCGAGAAGGAGACGCGUUUUGGCGUCAUCCUUUACUCGGAUGAACCCAAGUCCGUCUUCACCCUCAACGAGUAUUCCUCCAAGGGGCAGGUGUUGGAGGCCAUCCAGGCCCUCCGGCUGCCCACCGGGAACACCUACACAGGCAGGGCCCUGGACUACACCCUGCAGUACUUUGAGGUGGAGCGCGGCGGGAGGCGGCUCUCCAAGGUGCCCCAGAUCCUCAUGGUGAUCACCGACGGCGAGGCUACAGACCCGGCCGAACUGAAGGCUCCGGCCGAGGCGCUGCGCGAGAAGGGAGUCAUCGUGUACAGCAUCGGCGUGAAGGGCGCCAACCAGAAGGAGCUGGGGACCAUCUCCGGGAACCCCACCCGGGUCUUCUUCGUGGACAACUUCAUCGACCUGGAAACCCUCUCCAAAGAGAUCUGCAUUGACACCCCUCCUGAGUGUAAGAAGCAGAAAGCUGACCUGGUGCUGCUGAUCGACCAGUCUCGAAGCAUCUCCGACGCUGACUACAGCCUCAUGAAGAACUUCACGAUCAGCCUGAUCAGGAGCUUCAACGUCAGCCAGGACCUGGUGCGUGUGGGCGUGGCCCAGUUCGACAGCGCCCCGCAGCACGAGUUCUACCUGAACCGGUUCGCCACGGAGGCGGAGGUCACCAAGCACAUCCUGGCCAUGGUGCAGCGGAACGGGCAAACCCAUAUCGGAGCGGCGCUGAAAUUCAUCAAGGGGUACUUCCAGAAGUCCACGGGGAGCCGCGUGGGGGCGGGCGUGUCCCAGAACCUGGUGCUGAUGACGGACGGCAAAUCGGCGGACGACGUGGGCCCUCCGGCCAAGGUGCUGCGUGGCAUGGGCAUUGAGACGUUUGUCAUCGGCAUCGGCGACAUAAACCAGCAGCAGCUGAAGGAGAUCGCAAACAAGCCCUUUACCGUUGAGAAUUUCAGCUCGCUGGCCAGCAUCAAGACGAAUGUGGUGAAGACCAUCUGCGACUCCGUGCCCCCCGAGUGUCAGAAGCGGAAAGCUGACCUGGUGCUGCUGAUCGACCAGUCUCGAAGCAUCUCCGACGCUGACUACAGCCUCAUGAAGAACUUCACGAUCAGCCUGAUCAGGAGCUUCAACGUCAGCCAGGACCUGGUGCGUGUGGGCGUGGCCCAGUUCGACAGCGCCCCGCAGCACGAGUUCUACCUGAACCGGUUCGCCACGGAGGCGGAGGUCACCAAGCACAUCCUGGCCAUGGUGCAGCGGAACGGGCAAACCCAUAUCGGAGCGGCGCUGAAAUUCAUCAAGGGGUACUUCCAGAAGUCCACGGGGAGCCGCGUGGGGGCGGGCGUGUCCCAGAACCUGGUGCUGAUGACGGACGGCAAAUCGGCGGACGACGUGGGCCCUCCGGCCAAGGUGCUGCGUGGCAUGGGCAUUGAGACGUUUGUCAUCGGCAUCGGCGACAUAAACCAGCAGCAGCUGAAGGAGAUCGCAAACAACCCCUUUACCGUUGAGAAUUUCAGCUCGCUGGCCAGCAUCAAGACGAAUGUGGUGAAGACCAUCUGCGACUCCGUGCCCCCCGGCCCUCCUCCUACUCCUCCUCCCUCAGACCCAGCCUGCAGUAUCGACGUGGCCGUGGGUUUCGACCUGCCCAGGCCCUCCGGGUCCCAGCUGCUGGUGGCCGGUCUCCCCCUACUCCGGGCCGCUCUGCCAGAGAUCCUCCGCUCUGCGGCCUCCAUCAAGGGCCUGUGCUGCGUCCGCCACGCCGUCACACCCAACUUCGCCUUCCGGCUGGUGGGCCGCGCCGGGCAACUCCUGGACGACGUUGGCUUCGAGCCGUUCAGCGAGGCGGUGCUGGAGAAGGUGCUGAAGCUGCGGACGUCGGAGCCCACCUACUUCAACACGGCCCUGCUCACCUCCUUCCAGGAGAAGUUCGCCACCCAGUCCAAGGCCAAGGCCAAGGUACUCAUCGUCUUCACAGACGGUCUGGAUGAAGAUGUGAGGAGGCUGAAGGAUCAGUCUGAUCGGCUGCGUCGUUCUGGGGUGAAUGCCCUGCUGGCGGUGGCGCUGGGCGGUGUGCGUGACUCCAGCCAGAUCCAGAUGGUGGAGUUCGGUCGCGGGUUUGGCUUCACGGUCCCGCUCAGUGUGGGCAUGCAGAGCGUGGGCAGCACCGUGCUCAGGCAGAUAGAAACGGUGGCCGACCGAGAGUGCUGUGAUGUCGCGUGUAAGUGUACGGGUCAUGAAGGUGGCCGAGGCAAGCCGGGAACCUCAGGUUCAAAGGGUGGUCCCGGACCUAAAGGUCAUCCAGGGUACCCAGGAGAUGAAGGCACUGCUGGCGAUCGAGGCCCUCUGGGGUUCAUGGGAGCCCAAGGCAGCCGUGGAUGCCAGGGGCCAAGAGGGCCGAAGGGCAAUCUAGGUCAGAGUGGCAACAAGGGUGAAGGAGGAGAUCAUGGAAUGGACGGAGACAAAGGAGAGCAGGGUACAGCGGGCUUGGCAGGAGCUCCGGGAGGGAAAGGAGAUCCCGGGAACGCGGGCAACACGGGGAUCACAGGAGAGGGAGGAGUCAAAGGACAACGCGGACUCAGAGGAGACCCGGGGGCCGCUGGCUCAGACAACUCAGUGGUGGGACCUAAAGGUGAUCCAGGGAACGCUGGCCUGCCGGGCGAUCCAGGGGUGGAAGGCGUGAACGGGGGGCUUGGCAUCGGGGGACAGGAGGGACCCAAAGGGAGACGGGGGCCCACGGGACCACCGGGUAUCAAUGGAGAGGGGGGCAGUAGAGGAGGAGCAGGCGACCCAGGUGCCUCCGGCCAGCGGGGACCCCAGGGGGUCAGAGGUCAGCCGGGCUUCAGAGGAGUCCAGGGACCUCCUGGAGCUCAGGGCAGGCCCGGAAACGAGGGACCAGGCGGUCUGGUUGGACGACGGGGAGCCAAUGGACAGAAGGGACAACCAGGCGACUCCGGGCCACAAGGGGGGGCCGGCCCCCUGGGGCCCAGAGGAAUUCCAGGGCAAGAUGGCAGAGAUGGGUCUGGAAUACCUGGAUCGAAAGGAACUAAGGGCCAUGCCGGUGUCCAUGGAAACCCUGGCGUUCCGGGGACAAUUGGAGUGAAGGGAGGCCCUGCAGGGCCGGGGCCCAAAGGAACCCCUGGCAGAGGGGGGGUCGCGGGACAUCCUGGAGAAUCGGGACAGGGGGGAGGACCAGGAAUCCCUGGACACAAGGGCCCCAGGGGACCCCCGGGGGACAGGAACAUGUCUGAGUGUGAGCUGAUCAACUACAUCCGAUCCAACUGUGUCUGCUGCCAAGGCUCCCCCUGCCCGGCCUCCCCCACUGAGCUGGUGUUCGGUCUGGACAUGUCCCAGGGCGUCACGCCGGCCGCCUUCGAGCGGACGCGCGGGGCCCUGCUGGCGCUGCUGGCGGGCGUCGACGUCGCCGAGAGCAACUGCCCCAAGGGGGCGCGCGUGGCCGUGGUGGGCUACAGCGCCCACACCAAGCACCUGGUCCGUUUCCAUGACUACCGCUCUAAGAAGCAGCUGCUGGAGCUGGUGCGGAACAUCGCCCUGGAGCGCACGAGCAACCGCCGCCGUCUGGGGGGCGCCAUGCGCUUCGUGGGCGCCCACGUGUUCAAGCGUGUGCGCCGGGGCCUGAGUGUGAGGAAGGUGGCUGUGUUCUUCAGCCACGGCCCGUCGCAGGACGGCGACGACAUCGUCACCGCGGUGAUGGAGUACCGCGCCCUCGACAUCGUCCCGGCCGUCCUGGCGCUCGAUCGGUGCGAGGAAACCCGGAAGGCGUUCGAGGCCGACCACACAGGCAGCUCUGUGUUCCUGACGCUCGGCCACUCCCAGAACCUCACCAGCGACCUGGAACCGGUCAAGAGAUGCGUCAUCUGCCACGACCCCUGCCGCCCUCAGGCGGGCUGCGUCAGUGGCCCCAGGGCCCCGGGCCCCCGGGUCCUGGACGUGGACCUGGCCCUGGUGGUGGACGGCUCAAGGGAGGUCCCGGCCCACCUCUACUCGGGUCUCCGGGAGCUGCUGGGUUCGGUGGUGGAGCAAGUGGCCGUCAGCGUCCAGCCAGGCCAGGCCGACGGCCGGGCCCGCGUGGCCCUGGUCCAGCAGAGCGGCCGGCUCCACUCUCAGGCCCCGGCGGCGGGCCCGCAGGCCGCCACGGUAGAGUUCGGUCUGCUGAGCGCCCUGGGGAACAGCCAGAUGAAGAGCCACCUGCUGGAGAGGAUGACCCAGAAGGGGGGCCCCUCGGCCCUGGGCCACACCCUGGAGUACGCCCUGAGGGAGGUGCUGCUGAGGGCCCCCAACCCCAGGAAGCACCGCGUGCUGCUGGUGGGGGUGGGGGCAAAGACCUCCAGCUGGGACCAGGACAAGCUCCGCCGGGUGGCGCUGGAGGCCAAGUGCCGGGGGGUGGCGGUGCUGGUGGUGGCCCUGGGGGACAGCUACAGCCAGGAGCAGGUGGCCGAGCUGGCCAGCGGCCCCCUGAAGCAGCACCUCCUCUGCCUGGGCGGCCUGGGCCCCGAGGAGCAGGGCUACGCCCGGCGCUUCAUCGCCACCUGGCUCUCCGUGCUCAGGGAUGGGCUGAACACGUACCCCCCGGCCUCUCUGAAGAAGUCUUGUGAACUGCUCCACGACAUAGAAAGACGGGUUGAGCAGGUGCCUGUGGACCCGUGGGAGGAGCAGAGCGGGAGCAGCCCUGACACAACUCUGCAGGACCAGGCCGACCCCGGCUGGUCCGUGCUCAGCGCAGACGCAGGGCUCUUCCUGAGAGCCACGCCCGAUGCCCGGUGUCAGCUGGCUCAAGACUCUGGUUCCCACUGCUCUCACUAUGUCCAGCGCUGGUUCUAUGACCGCGUCCUGGGGGCCUGCGCACACUUCUGGUACGGCGGCUGCGGCGGCAACGAUAACCGCUUUGACACGGAGCGCGAAUGUCGCAAGACAUGUGUCACUAAGAUUGAUUCCUCUCUACUGGGACCGAGUCAAAGCAGGACUCACAGAAAGGCCAGCUGCUCCCUGGGCCAGGAGAUGGGGCCGUGUCAGGACUACUCGAUGUACUGGGCCUUCGACGCGCAGCGGAGAGAGUGUACUCGCUUCUGGUAUGGCGGCUGCGGCGGGAACAGCAACCGCUUCGCCACGCGAGAGGACUGUGAGGGACUCUGUCUGAACCGGCGUGGGUAGAGCCGCGCGACCACGGCGUCUGAACCCCCCCCCCCCCCCCCCCCCCCCUCAGCCAAAGAUGACCUCCAAUGGUCGUAGCUUCACAUCGGCCCAUGAAAAGAUGUCUAUGUCUAAAUGUCUACAUUUAUCGUUUUGUAUCUUGUUGUGAAUCCAUAAUCUCACUCCUCCACCCAACAUGAGUGCUUCCUACCGUCUACCAUCCUGCCGUCUGAGCGUGUGCGGUCUCAGAAGUGUUCCUCCCUGGGUCUAAACGGGUCUCGUGACCGGCCGGACAGACCCAGAGCCUCUAUUCCUCUUCCAGAGGACCCCGCGAGGCCCCGGUCUGGGGGUCCCCUUCAGGCUCUGGCGGUGUGGACGACGGUGUGAGGAUCACCCCCAUCACAUCGUCCAUUCAACCAUGCACUGGUGCUACGUGUUAAUAAAAAAAGUAUGGAAUCCUG